Penicillium canariense is the source of this 1014-nucleotide messenger RNA. RefSeq lists its product as uncharacterized. NCBI's taxonomy places the organism in Eukaryota, Fungi, Ascomycota, Eurotiomycetes, Eurotiales, Aspergillaceae. Gene Ontology annotation, biological process: eisosome assembly. The transcript is spliced from 3 exons. The record is from RefSeq and is a predicted model, not a curated record. The coding region runs from base 1 to 1014 and encodes 337 amino acids.
AUGGCAACUGCACAGCAAAUGCCUGUGGCGCCCCGGUCCGCUCGGUUAGCCGACGACGCCGCGACCGCUGCACUCUAUGUGACGCAGCCUCGACGCAGGGCUACUGUUCGCGAUGCCCCCGCGGCCGAGUCCCAAUACUUGAAUCAACGAAAAACAGGCGGUUCUCUUGACCUCAGCCAUGCUUCCGCCGCCUCAGCCCUUGCGCAUGCGAAUCACAAACCCAUUGAAGUAUGGCGCCCUGGCCGACUGCCCGACGCUGAGAAGGCGGCGUUGAUUGUGAAGGAUUUCACCCCUCCCGCGGUUCCUCAGCCCAGCACCCAGUACAGUGCGGAGGGUCUGGGCGCCGCAGUUCUUGCCGUGCGGGAGCAGAGAGGCAUAACAAGCUCGUCGCCGACUCAAGCCGGCCACAAGCACGACAUCUCCGCCCGGUCUGGUCCUAUCCAUGAUGAUAGGGCGCGCCGAGCGGCCACCGGUGCUUAUGCCGCCCGUCAGAGGGCUGACUCUGCCCCGAGUGAACCGGUCAUUGCGACCGACUCGGCAUAUGCACUCACUGCCGCCGCUGGCGUGUCGCAUCGCGCUCAGGAGCGUAAAGAAGGACCUCUGGACCACCUGGACAAUGCGAUGGAAGCCAGUCGAAUUACCCAUAUCCCCAAAACCAAUGCUCGCCUCUAUACAUCGUCCCCUCCGGUAACGAGUGAGGUUCAGGAGCGCAAUCGAAGGAACUCGCUGCACGCUGCGGCUCUCGUAAUGGCGAAGGACAUGUAUGACGCCACGGGACCGACCGGCGAGGCCAAGAACAUGGACGCCGCUGUCCAGGCGGCUCAGACUGGACAAAGUCAAUUACAAUCACGAAAGUCUGUCAGUGGAGCGAACGGCUCCGCAGUCCAGCGAGCAAUGACUUUGCAAGAGACGGCCCAAAAGCGGGCUGCGGAAAAAUUGGCACGUAUGCAUGAUGAGCAUGCUGAGUUCCAAGAGUAUUACGGCACCGCCCCCAGCCUCAACGGUCCCGUCUGA